AUGCAUAAACAUUUAGAAGUUCGUGAAAAUCGACGCAUAAACCUAUUGGCUGAAAACAAAGUGUGACCGUAUUUAGAAAAUCAAAUCAGAACGUUGGGCAACACAAUGUUUACUAAAUGACCGCGCGUAUAACAAAAACUGUAUUUAAAUUUAAUUUAAUAAGAAAUUAUGCAGCUAUGCUUAAUGCGAAGCUAUGCCAGCAGAGCCAACCGGGAGCACUAUGCCAGCAGUAGCAUCAAGAUCUUUCGUAAAUUAAAACCAUCAAACGCAAGGGUAAACAAACCGGAUCAACCGGCAAAUCUGGAGACACCAGCAGAGUAUGCCGAAAAUUUGGUAAAAGUACAGAUGAUCUCGAGGAAUCUACAUGCUCAACUCUUUCCUCAAUGUCCAAGGAGCACUUCCGAGCAGCAGGUUGCCUCAGGGAAACUCUACCAAAAAGAACUGCGCCGCCAUGGAGUCGAUUUUGAGAACAGUACUUCGGUGCAGGACGUCCAUUUAAGGCUUCCAUCGCUCAGGGGCAGGGACAUUGAGGAGCACUUUCACAAUAUAGCCAAGGAGCAAGUAGAGCCGUACGAGAAUCUGUUGAUGCCCCUAGUGAAGUGCGAGAAGCUUCCAAACAGGCCGAAACGGUGGGAACUUUUCGCUGGCUGGACUGCCUACGAUCCUGUUGAUGGUGCACCCACUCCAGUGGAUCACCCACUGGAGAAGGGGUUAAUAUUUGAUGUGGAGGUGUGCGUUAAUGAAGGACCAACACCUGUUUUAGCCACCGCAGUCAGCUCGGAGCGAUGGUACUCCUGGGUUAGCCCAAAGCUUACCAAACACCGUCUGAAAAUCGUAGACACGGAACCCCUAGAUAUAGACAAAGACUCUGAGCGACCUCAUUAUAGGCCCGACGAGCUAAUACCUUUGGGAACUGACGGGCCCGGUCUGGUGGUUGGACAUAACGUCUCCUAUGACAGAGCCCGACUUAAGGAGCAGUAUUUGAUCGAAGACACGGGAACCCGCUUUUUGGACACCAUGUCGCUGCACGUGUGUGUUAGUGGGGUGACCAGCUACCAACGAGCCAUGCUGACGUCAAAAAAAGAGCCCGCUCCCGAGGACCUAGGCUGGCUGGAUAAAAGCUCACUAAACAGCUUAGUGGAGGUGCAUCGCCUUUAUUGCGGUGGUAGUCCGCUUUCGAAAGAGCCCAGAAACAUCUUUGUUGAGGGAACACUGGAACAAGUGCGUCAACACUUUCAAUCGCUGGUCAACUAUUGUGCCGGCGAUGUAGAAGCUACCCAUCGUGUGCUUCGGGUUUUGUAUCCUUUGUAUGCAGAACGCUUUCCACAUCCUGCAUCCUUAGCGGGAAUGUUGGAAAUGGGCUCUGCCUAUUUGCCAGUCAACUCAAACUGGGAACGUUAUAUACGAGAAUCGCAGCUGACCUACGAGGAUCUUAACAUUGAGGCGAAACACCAUUUGGGCCGUCGAGCAGAGGAAGCCUGCUCCCUGCUUCUGGACGAACAGUACCGUAAAAAUCUCUGGUUAUGGGACGAAGACUGGUCCGUUCAAGAGCUGAAGCUAAAACAGCCGCCCAAGCAAAAACCUUUGCCAACAGAGGAGCAGCCCGAUAACGGCUCUUCAGCUGAGCAGCGUCGCCUGCAGACCAAAUUUCAGUACCUGUACGAUCAGAGGAGUCUACUACCGGCACGGCGGCCCUUGCUUCCAGGAUAUCCUUUAUGGUAUCGUAAGCUCUGCCAAAAGCCACCAAAAAAUAGUAGCCCCGAUGACGAAGUUUUAGAAAGUGAAGAGGAACCGUGGUCUCCUGGACCUACCGAGAUCAGCACCGGCAUGCAAAUAGCUCCAAAGCUGUUGUCCCUUUGCUGGGAGGGGUAUCCACUACACUACGAAAGAGAACACGGCUGGGGCUUCCUAGUUCCUUUUCGCAGCGAAGGAUUGGGGAAUGAACGGCUGCCCAUUGAGCAACUAUUAGAACGUUGCGCAGUUCCGGAGUAUGCUCGUCAAAAUGCGUCAAAAAGGGAGAGCGAAUUCGCAAUGGAUAUGCUUUCCGAUCAACUGCAAUACCAUUUAGGCAAACAAGACUACAAAAAGAAACUCUCGCAAAAACAGCAGCGUUUGGAGACGCAGUAUCAAGGCUCUGGAGUGUGGUGCAACAAAGUUUUAGAUGAUUGCUGCUUUUUUCUUAAACUACCGCACAAAAAUGGGCCUAGCUUCCGGGUGGGCAACCCAUUGUCGAGGGACUUCCUCAACAAGUUUUCGGAGAACAUUCUCAGCAGCGGUGAUCCCUCAUGUAAUGCAGCGGCUCGCGUUAUCGAGAUAGCUCGCAUGAUGUCCUAUUGGCGCAACAAUAGAGAUCGCAUAACAGGCCAGAUGGUAGUCUGGUUGGAGCCUGAACAGUUGCCACCGGAUGUGGCCAAGAUCAGAGCCUAUGGAGCCAUUUGUCCCCAAGUUGUAACCUGCGGCACAUUGACACGUCGUGCUAUGGAGCCUACUUGGAUGACUGCAUCCAACUCCCGGCCGGAUCGUUUGGGAUCUGAGCUGCGUUCAAUGGUACAGGCACCGCCCGGUUACAAAUUGGUGGGUGCCGAUGUGGACUCACAAGAACUGUGGAUAGCUUCAGUCCUGGGCGAUGCUUAUGCCUGCGGUGAGCACGGAGCCACGCCCCUUGGCUGGAUGACCCUAAGUGGAAGCAAGUCGAAUGGCAGCGACAUGCACUCAAUCACCGCCAAGGCAGUUGGCAUUUCACGCGAUCACGCCAAAGUAAUCAACUACGCCCGUAUAUACGGAGCUGGACAGCAGUUUGCCGAGACUUUGCUCCGCCAGUUUAAUCCCACCUUCAGUGCUUCAGAGGCCAAGGCCAAGGCAAUGAAGAUGUUUGCCAUCACCAAGGGUAAACGGGAGUAUCGCCUCCGCGAAGAGUUCCAUGAUGAACUGGAGGACAGAGCUUACAGCAGUUACGAGGCUUCGCGAUUGGCCAUUCAGCGAAAUCGGACCAUAGCCGAGGUUUUUCAUCGCCCCAUCUGGCGGGGCGGCACCGAAAGUGCUAUGUUCAAUCGACUGGAAGACAUUGCCACGCAACGGCAUCCACAAACACCGUUCCUAGGAGGUCGUCUGAGCCGCGCCUUGGAAGCUGAUUCAGAUCCGAAGCAGGAGCAGCGGUUCCUGCCCACUCGCAUCAACUGGGUUGUGCAAAGUGGAGCCGUGGACUUUCUGCACCUGAUGCUGGUCAGUAUGCGAUGGCUCAUGGGGUCCCAUGUGCGCUUCUGUCUGAGCUUCCACGAUGAGCUGCGCUACCUGGUUAAGGAGGAAGUGGCCUACAAAGCGGCACUGGCCAUGCACAUCACGAAUCUAAUGACCCGGUCCUAUUGUGUAUCUCGGAUCGGCCUCAAAGACCUUCCCAUGUCGGUGGCCUUUUUUUCAUCCGUUGAGGUGGACACUGUUUUGCGGAAAGAGUGUACAAUGGACUGCAAAACUCCCUCCAAUCCGCACGGCCUUCACAUCGGGUAUGGGAUUAAACCUGGUCAGAGCCUGAGCAUCGCUGAGGCAAUAGAUAGCGCAGGUGGCAACGAUGUCAGUAAGUGGCCAUGGAUCAGGCAGGGAUCUACCCGACGAGUUUAAGCUACAUACUGACAAUAAAAUGUGUUAU
Messenger RNA from Drosophila bipectinata, 3643 nucleotides. RefSeq names its product DNA polymerase gamma, catalytic subunit tam (gene PolG1). Gene Ontology annotation, cellular component: gamma DNA polymerase complex; mitochondrion. Gene Ontology annotation, molecular function: 3'-5' exonuclease activity; DNA binding; DNA-directed DNA polymerase activity. Lineage: Eukaryota; Metazoa; Arthropoda; Insecta; Diptera; Drosophilidae. The record is from RefSeq and is a predicted model, not a curated record. Gene Ontology annotation, biological process: mitochondrial DNA replication.